GGUAGCUUUAGGUUGAUGUUAAAAACAUGAUUCAACCACUUUUUAUGCCCUCCCCCCAACUUCCUCAAACUUCAAUGAGAAUCUGGACCUGGUCUAUUCCCACCUUUAUUUGUCUUUCUCAAUUCAAUUAAUCCUAGAGAGUGAAAAUUAGGAAACAUUUAAUGCAAAGCCUUUUAAAUACUGCAAAAUGGCAGCUCAACUGCUCACCGAUCCAAAAGCUAUCUUCGCACCGAAUUUCCGGAGUCUUUAACUAAAGUCCAACUACUUUCUGCUCGCCAGUAAACUAACCGCUCCACCGCUCACGGCUGGCGCGGCAAUUCCGCCGAUUCGCGAAGCUUCCAUUUCGUUUCUUAGCUCAGUCUAUUGGGAGGCGCAGAAAUGGUGGGACCUCAGAGACCGCAGUUCGUGCUGUUUGGGUCGUCAAUAGUUCAGCUCAGCUACAGCAAUGGCGGUUGGGGUGCGAUUCUCGCCGAUGUUUACGCUCGUAAGGCAGACAUAAUAUUGCGAGGUUACUAUGGUUGGAAUUCGCGUCGGGCAAUCCAAGUUCUUGAUCAAGUUUUCCCUAAGGAUGCAGCAGUUCAGCCAACAUUGGUGAUUGUUUAUUUCGGUGGCAAUGACUCAAUGGGUCCUCACUCAUCUGGCCUUGGUCCUCAUGUACCGCUUCCAGAAUACAUUGAGAACAUGAGAAAAGUAGCACUUCAUAUAAAGAGCCUUUCGGACAAAAUUCGAAUAAUCUUUCUCACUUGUCCACCUGUCAAUGAAGCCAAAGUGAAAGAGAAUACAAGUUCAAUUUUCAGUGAGCUAGUGCGAAGCAAUGAUUUGUGUAGCAAAUAUUCACAAGCCUGUGUAGAUCUCUGCAAGGAGAUGGGGGUUAUGGUUAUUGAUCUUUUCUCAUCGUUUCAGAAACGUGAAGGUUGGGAAAAUGCUUGCUUUACGGAUGGGAUUCACUUAUCUGAAGAGGGAAGCAAAGUAGUGGUUGAAGAGAUACUCAAGGCUCUGAAAGAAGCCGAGUGGAGUCCAAGCCUACACUGGAAGUUCAUGCCGACUGAGUUCUCAGAGGAUUCAAAGUAUGAUCUUGUUCUUUCUGAUGGAAAAACCACCAUCAAUGCCUCUGAUUGGACAUUCCAUCGUGCCAUUCAAUGGGACUAGAUCACCAUAGAAUGAGGGCAGGUCGCAUCCAAAUAAUGGUUCCAAGAUAUUCACUUGUUCCUGGCUAGGAUGUUAUUAUUGCUGCAUAUUACAACUUCCACCUUUUCAUGAUACAGAUUCUAUAUACGGAGUAUAUGUUUAUUUGGCUUCUAUACUAAUUUGUUUAAAACAACAAUAUAUGGUCUUUUAUGGACUGGCCCUCAAUAUUUUCUAAUAUUACGUGUGCAAAUAAACUGGACAAAAUCCUCUAUUCCUAAGUUGUAAUUUGCAUAAUUGUAUGAUUUGUAUCUGACCUGUUGUAUUAUUUUCCCAAUAAUGCACACUAUCAUUGUCCAUCAAAAGUCAAAACCGGUCAAAGAGUUUCCCGGGAGGGUUAAAUUGAGCUAUAAUUACAACAAUCUGAUUGAUA
Molecule: messenger RNA, 1558 nt
Organism: Cuscuta epithymum
Lineage: Eukaryota; Viridiplantae; Streptophyta; Magnoliopsida; Solanales; Convolvulaceae
Source: the annotation of a GenBank genome assembly